Messenger RNA from Exophiala spinifera, 990 nucleotides. RefSeq lists its product as uncharacterized. The record is from RefSeq and is a predicted model, not a curated record. Bases 1 to 990 code for a protein of 329 amino acids. The transcript has a single exon. Lineage: Eukaryota; Fungi; Ascomycota; Eurotiomycetes; Chaetothyriales; Herpotrichiellaceae.
AUGUCCUCCCUCAUAUCUACCACCUUGAUCCCUCCUAAAUUCCUCCAACCAGCCUUUCUGACCGGGAGCAUCCCCUUCCGCGUAUCUCGUGCUCAUCCCUCGGUCUCCUACACAUUAUAUAUCCCUCCCCAUGCUUAUAACCCAGAUCCAUCACGGUCUGCAUCCGACGACCCAGUCUACUCUCUUCCGCGUCUUCCCCUGGUAGUCUCAGUCCACGGUACAGGGCGCAGAGCCGAAGGGUGCCGCGACAGCUUCAAGGAAUUUGCCGACAAGCAUCACGUUGCAAUCCUUGCGCCGUUAUUCCCAGCUGGCAUCACGUCUGCCAUUGACUUGGACAGCUAUAAGCUACUCCGCACUGCUCAAAACUUCAACUCGGAUCAAAUCCUGUUGUCAAUAAUUGACGAUGAGAUCGCCGCCGUCUGGCCAGGGAUAUCGACCUCGACAUUCUCUUUAGUAGGUUUCUCCGGCGGCGGCCAGUUUGCCCUGCGAAUGCUUUACAUCCAUCCGGAACGUUUACAAGCUGUGUCCGUUGGCGCCCCGGGCCGCCCUACAUUCCUCGACACCAGUGAAUCUUGGCCAAAUGGUAUAAGGGAUGUUCAGGAUGUGUUCGGCCCCGGUGCCAAGGUCGACAUCGACGCUAUUCGGGCUGUCCCAGCAAUUCAACUACUCGUUGGGAGCGAAGACGACUUCAUCCACGGUGGUGAGGAAUUUAUGGCCUUCAUCGCACAAUUCAGGGCAUCUUUAAGUACGAGUAAGGGCGGCAGCAGCCAUCGAUCUGUGGCUGCUGACCCGCAACUCAGUCCGAUGAGAGAGGGAAGACUGACUGGUCUGACCAAGCUACGCGAUAGUUGGAAAGAGCUAGGCAUUGUCUCAAGAUUCGAGAUCGUUCCAGGCGUGGCUCAUGAAUCGCAAAAGGUCAUUUCCACAGUCCUCGACUUUCUGUUACCGCAAAUUGAGACCUUCAAGAAUCAGCUUCAGGAGCAAGUCUGA